Messenger RNA from Drosophila hydei, 3380 nucleotides. RefSeq names its product protein cramped (gene crm). Bases 284 to 3169 code for a protein of 961 amino acids. Gene Ontology annotation, biological process: pattern specification process. NCBI's taxonomy places the organism in Eukaryota, Metazoa, Arthropoda, Insecta, Diptera, Drosophilidae. The record is from RefSeq and is a predicted model, not a curated record. Gene Ontology annotation, molecular function: chromatin binding. The transcript is spliced from 7 exons. Gene Ontology annotation, cellular component: nucleus.
GUAAUUUAAGUUAAUUGAAUCAGCAAUGUAUAUGCAUAAAUCUGUAACGUAAGCGCAGAUUGAGUAACGUAAUCUGAAACAUAACAUAGCUAUGUUAUGCAUAUGUUAACGGUCCAAAUAGCCAUACCCGCGACUUAACAUAACAUAAUACGCUGCUAAAAAUGCAAAACAAUGAAGAUAAAUAAAAGCCAAAACGACAACAAAACAAACACAAUAUAAAUAAUUAACGCAUUUCAGGCUAGUCGGUUUGCCGUGGGAGGGCCGCCAGUGCCAGUGGCAUAAAAUGGAAGACAACAGCAGCAUGUGUAAAAGUGUAAAGUCUUCAGCCGACUCUGCUGUGGCUGUUGCUGUUGCUGUUCCCGUUGUCACCGAAGCGUCGGCAACCAGUGCAGCCAGUGCAGCCAGCGCGAGCACAACCAAUGCCAAUGGCAAAGGUUUACAGUUCAAGCUGGCAACAGCGACAGCAGCGGCCAGCGCUGCUGAGCCCGAGGAGCUGCUCGGCUCGGUGACAACACAGAAUUGCCCGGGCACACGGGCCAGCGCGCGUGUCAUACAGAAGAUGAAGCUAGAUCUGACGCGUCCGAUGACGCCGCCGCCGGCUGAACGGGAACAUAGCAAGAAGGAGGAGAAGGCCGCACAGAAGACGCCCUCACAGCUGCGCGCUGCCAGCAAAACGACCUGGACAAAUCUCGAACGCAACUGUUUCUUCGAUGCACUCAACGAAUUUGGCAAGGACUUUGAGGCCGUCGCCAAUUGCAUCAAUGCCAAACUGAAGCGUCGCAACUCGAGCAGCGACUACAGCUUCAAGACCAAGGACCAAGUGCGCCAGCAUUACUAUCAGACAUAUCACAAGAUUGGCAAAUAUGUUCGCUUCACGGAUGAGCUCAAGAAGCCCGCCCAGGAGCUGUACACGCUGAUCAACUAUGGCGAAAUGCGUCGCAAGCUGCAGUUCCUCACGGAGAAGCAUUUCAUGAAGCUGAAGCAGCUCAUCUAUCAGGGCCACAUCACGGUGCGCAGCAAGGGCAAGAAUAUACGCAUCAAGACGCCCUCGUGCAAGGCGCUGCGUCGUCUCAAUCAGCUCGACGACACACUGGAGGACAUACGCUUGCCUAGUAAGAUCGAGGUGCUGGUGAACCCGGCGAACAUGGAGGCCUUUGGUCGCGUCCAGUCGUUGGCACAGAACCCGCGAGGACGCGCAAUUGUGCCGCUGCACAAAAAGCUAAUCACGUUCAUUAAAACGUUUCAGUACAAAUGGCGCAGUGUGGACGCCAGGCUGGCGGAGGAGCAGCUGCUAGCCAGCAGCGCAGCCGGUAGCGCAGAGCCAGCCGAGGCUUUCACGGAGCCAGCGGUUUGCUUUCUGCCCAAGCCUGGCGUGCCUAUACAUCGUCCGCUGCUCAGCAUUACGGCGUAUUUGAGCAGCGUCAACAUAUGCCUGGGCGCCUACGAGGAGCGUCUGGGCGUGAAGGUGCGCAGCGAGACGCUGGAUAGCACCGCAGCUGCGGCUGCUGCCAGCGCGAAGCGUGCACGCACCGAGAGCGGCUCAGAGAAGCGUUCGCCGGAGACCAAAAAGCUGAAGCCGCUGUCCAGUCCGGCGCACGACAAGUCCGUGGACGAGCUGGUCGAGGGCAACAAUCAUGUAAAGCUGGAGAACAGCAGUGGCGACGAGCUAACGGAGGAGAUCAACGAACUGCUCGCAACCACAACAAACGCUGGCGACGCCGCUGAGCCAACAGCCAGCACUAGCACCACUACCACUACGGCUGCAGCACAAGUGGCUGCCCCAGCUGCACCCGCUCCAGCGCCAGCUCCGGCUCCAGCUCCAGCGCCGGCGCCAACGCGUGCCAAGCGUAGUGAUGCCUUAGGUGCUGGCGGCGGCAAAGGCGCCAAGGCGGCUGCCGCAGCGCGCAAUUUCAAGCCGCUGCUGAGCGAUGACGUGAUCAAGCGCAUACGCAGAGGCUGGACGAUAUGGAACUCAGCGGAUAUAACCAUUGGUGAUCUGUAUGUGGUGCUGGGCCAGGACUCCAAGCUGGAGCUCGAGUAUUAUUGGUGUGAGCCGGAGCUGGGCACACCGAGCGGCUCCACAGGCGUCAGCACAUCGUCGAGCUCGUCCGCAUCGUCAGCCUCGCUGCCGUACAAUGCCAACGACUGUGAUAGCGUGGAACGCGUCAAGGCCAUCACAACGGCCACGGUUAGCAACAAGCUGAAGCAUCUGCUCCUCGUUGCCAAUCUCAGCGAGCGUGUGCGCAAGCGUCAAUGCAACUGCGGCCACAGCUGCGAUCGCAAACGCGAUCUCAUCAACAAGGCGCGAUGGCUCAGCAACCUGGCAAGCUCUGGCACGGGCACGGUAACUGGAUUGGGAACUGGCGCAGCCACCACAACUCCAGGCGAUGGCAACGAGGUCAUCUUUCGCACGCCCAUGCUGCCAGUGCGUCGACCCCUGAUCAAUAUCAUCGAUCCAGUGCGUCAGCUAACCAAACUCACGCGCCAGAAGCUAUCGCGGCAGGUGCUGGUGCAGCGCUGCCUUCUGCCGCCUUCCUCAGUUGACCAGCCCUACGAUCUGCUCAGCCUGCGCAAUUUGCAAAACGGUCUCUUCGAGCCCAUCGAACGCGUCAGCAGCAGCAGCAGCAGCAGCACAAGCGGCGACAGUGACAGCAGCUCAGUGCUGUCCAAGCUGAACGCAAUGAGCGGCAGCAGCGCUAGCCAGCAGCAGUCUGAAGUCGAGGAUCGCAACAGCGGCAGCAGCAGCAGCAGCCACAGCCACAGCCAUAACAACAACAAUGACUACAAUAGCAGCGACUGCAGCGGCGCGGGCAUCAGCGGCCUGGACAUGCCUAAUUUGGACUUUUCCGCGGAGCCAACAUCACUGCCAGCCAGCAGCACCACCCUGCCAGAGGAUGCGCAAGAUGAGAGCACCACUCAAAACUUCUUCAAUGGGAGCGUCAGUCCGAUGCACUUGCUGCGCGACUCCACGUCGAAUGCACGCUGGCUGGAGGAGAAUAUUAAUGACUUUUCGCUGACCAGUCUGCUGGGGCAUCUGGACGACUUUGAUGCCACGCGCGAUAUACUGGAUCCGUCGUCAACCAUGUCGGUGAUCAGUGAGAGCAGCGUGGAUUAUCGCCACAAGUUUCAGGAAAUUUCGGCUUUGCUGCAGCAGCAGGAGAAGGAUUAACACGAUACAAAACACGCUGUGUAGGCGACGUUGCGGAUCACAUGGACACACACACACACACACACACCUACACCUACACACUAUGUUGUUGUUCGUCAAUUUGAUUUGUUUUUACAAUAUUUAUCAGUUAGAGCAGAGAAUAUUCUAUUCCAAAACAAAAAGAAAAGAAAAACUAAUUCUCCCAAUUUAACACGGAUAUUAUUAAUGUUAA